This is a messenger RNA of Trichomonas vaginalis G3, 585 nucleotides long. RefSeq names its product GTPase protein. The coding region runs from base 1 to 585 and encodes 194 amino acids. Lineage: Eukaryota; Parabasalia; Trichomonadida; Trichomonadidae. The record is from RefSeq and is a predicted model, not a curated record. Gene Ontology annotation, molecular function: GTP binding; GTPase activity. The transcript has a single exon.
AUGGAUUCCGACAUACCAGAAUUUAAAGUAGUAACAGUUGGCGAUUCUGGUGUCGGCAAGACCUCUCUUGUUAAAAGAUUCUCAGACGGUGUCUUUACUGAAGGCGCCGCCACUACAAUUGGAGCAGCCUAUGUAAAAGUGGAUGUUGUGAUUGCCAACUCGCCUAUCUGCCUCAAUAUAUGGGAUACAGCUGGGCAAGAAAGAUUUCAAUCACUCAUUCCACUUUAUCUUCGAAGUGCACAGGCUUGCAUCAUCGUUGUAGACAUUUCUCAAAAAGACGCAGUAUCAAAUCUUAAUGUUUUGUUUGAAAACUUUAAAGAUAUUUUGCCACAAGACAUCUGCUUAGUUUUAGCAGGCAAUAAAAAAGAUCUCGUUCCAGAUUACGAUCCUACACCAUUACUUGGAUGGGCUGAUAAAAAUAAGAUGUCAUGUAUAUUCACUUCCGCGAAAUCAGGAGAAAAUGUUGAUUUAUUAUUCCAAGAAGUUGGAAGUCUUGUUAAAAAUAGCCAUGCAGGCCUUAGGGAAGAUUCAAAUUACUACUCUCUUGCUAGUUCUGAGCAUUCGAAUUCAAGUUCCUGCUGUUAA